CCUUCUCUCAAUGUGGUAUCAAGAUCGAGGAGAUACGGAAUGAAACGGAAAUUCUUCAGAGAUUAGGGUUCGUUUGCGGUUUGAUUUUGUUCGCAAAUGCCGUUCACCAGGUACCAGAUAAGGAACGAGUAUAGCUUGGCGGAUCCGGACCUGUACAGAGCCGCAGAUAAUGAUGAUCCUGAGGCGUUACUUGAAGGAGUGGCGAUGGCUGGACUCGUCGGUGUCUUGCGGCAGCUCGGCGACCUCGCCGAGUUUGCUGCUGAGAUAUUCCAUAACUUGCAUGAAGAGGUAAUGACAACAUCUGCAAGAGGCCAUGGUCUAAUGGUCCGUGUUCAACAGCUUGAGGCAGAGGUCCCAUCACUUGAGAAAGCAUUACUGUCACAGACCAAUCAUGCAUCCUUCUUUACCAAUGCAGGUCUGGACUGGCAUCCUAAUCUGCACACUGAGCGAAAUCUGAUAGUUCGUGGGGACUUACCUCGUUGUGUGAUGGACUCCUAUGAAGAAUGCCGGGCUCCACCUCGGUUAUUCCUUUUGGACAAAUUCGAUGUUGCGGGUGCUGGGGCUUGUUUGAAGCGUUACACUGAUCCAUCAUUCUUUAAAGUUGAAUCAGCAUCCUCUGGAGCAGCUGUAGAAAUCAAGAGAGAAAAUAAAAUCCGCAAAGGAAAGAAGAAAGGAUCACGCUGGAGAAAUGGAGAGAGCCCAGAAGUUAUUCCUGCAUCCCAUGCCAAACUUCGUCAGUUGUUCUUGGAGGAGCGAAUUGAGAAUGCCUAUAGUGACCCUGCUCGUCCUGUGAAAUUGAAGAGAAGGCAAUUAAAUGCAUCUCCACUUGACCCCAAAUCUGGGAAGAGUUACAUGGAAAAGUUUCUGGAGACUCAUUCCCCAGAGCAUAAAAUCGUUUAUGAAACUUCUGUUACUCCACCAUUCUUAAAACUAGCUUCAAAUAAUUCUAGUGAUUCAGGGCUUGAUAUAAUUGAAAUUAGUACAGUGAGCCCUAUGGAAAAAGCUUCUCAAGAAAAGGAGAGCACUUCAUCAUCACCUAAUGCAGAAGAACCGGCUGUUAAAUCAUCCAUGGAGGAGUCAAAUGGAGAUGUCAUAAAUACAGAAAUUGGGAAGGUGCCUGUGUCAAUGGCUAAUGGUUGCAUGAAUGAAAUUUCUCCAGCCCAUUCUGAUGUAGUCCAUUCUGAUGACCAGUCCAGUGAGGUUGACUGUUACAUGGAUGCUCUUACUACCAUGGAAUCUGAGAUUGACACUGACUAUGACUACAGACCUAAAAAUGAUCUUGUCUGUGCCUUAAAAAUUAGAACAGAUUCAGAUGCAAACGAGGAGCAGCUUGAGGCUAAUUCUACAUAUUGCCAAUCAAUUGGAAUCUCUUCUUCAUUUGAUGAUGGGAACAACUCAUUCAAGAGAGGAACAUCUAGUUUAUCCUAUUCUGAUAGUGUAAGUGAUCUGGCUGAAAGUGCACCAUCCGAUAAUGAAGUAGCAACUAAUGGAUUCCCUUUUACUGAAUAUUUUGCAUCUGGGACUGCUGAAACACCAUCCAUCCAGUUUUCUGCCUCUGCACAGACAGUAGGACCUAGUUCUACUGAUGUUGCAUCACCCAAAAAUACCUUCCUUGAUGAAGAUAAGUUUUGUGGGGAUGCAGAAUGGUGUAUAGAUGAGUUGGACAGUCAGAACAAAAAUGCUUCCUCUAAUUCUGUGCUCCAUCUGUCAAAUAAUUCACAGGUUGCUCCUGAAAAGGAAAUCAAUAAUGACUCCUGGGAUGAAGUUAUUCGAACAGACUGUGCAGAAGAAAAUGGCACUGAAAUUUUGGCCAACCAAAUAAUUUGUUCACCCAAGGCAGUGGGUUCACCUACUGAAGAGCAACUGAUUUGUUCAACAUUUCCAGAAUCAGAAAGGCACCCAAGUAUCAAUUUGCUGCCUGAUGGUAUGGCUCUUGUGAAGCCUGGUAACUUGGCUCCUGAAGUCAGUAAUGCAGUUUCAGAAGCUCGAGGUUAUUCAGAAGACACAAAUCUCCAGAUGGAGUCUUUGCCUACUUAUAGCUUUGAUGAACAUAAAGUAUUGCCACAUGAUUUCCCACAAGUUAAAACCUACUCAAUAGACACUGGAUCUUCAUAUUCAGAACAGAAAACAGAUCUCGAUGAAGUUUUGGAGGCUGCUGAAACCGAGGAAAUAGGGGUAUUUACCCCCAAGGUUGUUGUGGUGGAACGAGGUGCCUUCCUUCUUGAUCAAGGCUCGGACCUUGCGUCUGUAACAACAAUUGAAGCAAUUCAAGCUGAGGAUUUUGCUGUCUCCACUGCCACUGCAGUUCCUUCUCAUGGCUCUGGUGAUAUUAACAAUAUUGAUUGUCAGUCUUCAAAUCCAAUUUGUUCCCCAUCUAAGAAUCUAAUUACUUUGGAACAAUCUAUGUUUGGUACUCUGGCUUCACAUCACAAAGGAUCAGAAAUUAAUGUGGUACUUUCUCCGGAAUAUGUUACAGAAUCUGAGGCACAAAAGGAAGGAAUUAAAGAGGAAGUGGCUAUUGCAGAUAAUGAGGUGAUUUCUCAAGAAAGUCUUAUAGAAUAUGUGGUGCAAAAUGAAAUAAAUCAAGUAAAAGUUGGUCCUUCAGAGUCAGAUUCCACUCUGUUGGUUUCUUACAACCAUUGCAGUAUAGAAGAUGUUUCUAAUUCUUCUGUGGCUGAGCCCAGCAAAGAGAGUUUGAGCGUUCAUAACGCUGCUCCAGCAGUAUCUUCAGAACCAAGUGAUCAAGAGUCAGGAUUAAGAUGUUUACAUGAAAGCCAUCUCACUGAAGACGUCAUGUCAUCAUCCACAUGUAACGUCUCAGAGCCAGGAAUUACUUUAGAGCAGUUGGCCGGCCAGCAAACUGAACCAACCAUGGGUGAUAUCCAAGUAGAAGUAGAAAACUUUAGUUCAUCAUAUCUCCCAUUCAGACAGACGGAAACUCAGGAUGAUGAGGAAAGGCACCUUGAUUCUUCCCCUGUGCAUUGUGAAGAUGAUUCUCCAAUUCAACCUUUAAAAAUAGAGCUUUUGCCACAAUUGGCUGCAAAGGAACUUGAGAGUAAUGAGUAUAGGAUGGAUCCAAUUAAUCCAGUUGUUUCUACCUUUGUCCUGCUUCCUGGGGCAACUCAAGUCAGUAUAGAGGAAAUGCCACCAUUGCCCCCUCUUCCUCCAAUGCAGUGGAGGAUGGGGAGGGGUCAGCAUAAUCCCAUAUCUUCACACAGAGAAGUGGUUGGUCAGGGAUCAUUGCCGGUGAUACCACCAUAUGCAUUUGAGCAGAAAGCUCAAUUUGGUUCAUCAGCAACGAAAGGAGGGGUUCUACAGCAUGGAAGCUCAUCAUCAAGCCUCGUAUAUGUAGACAAAGAGAAGUCUUGCCACGUGUCUGAACAAUUAGUGGCAAAUAUGGUGCAGUCUACUACAUUCUCAAUGAACUUUCCAACUGUGGUUAACAAUACAAACAGUCAACACUGGGGUAUACUGUUAGACAGAACUCAUUCAUUGAACCCAUUUUUAACAUUACCUGCCACGUAUAAUGAAAGGCCUGGAUAUGGUGCAUUUGCUAUGGAAGGCAAUACGGUACAAUCUAAUGACUCAUUCCCAUCGGUGCCUACCAUUAUGUCUGUGACUUCCAGAAUUGAUCUUGUAUCUUCACCUGAAACAACCCAACCUCAAAACCAGAUUGUAUUGGGUACUGGUUCAGAGAAAGAGGCAUUUCAACAGUCCACACGAAAUUCUGAGGGAGAACAUGAUAGUCCUAGCUAUACAGCUGUGCCUGUGCCUUCCCCAACAGAGAUGCAGACUCCGGUGGAAGAGCAGCCUCUGUAUUUCGUGGAGGAUCUGCAACUUAAAAAUGUAGAAGAGCAGCAACCUCAGCAUGGUCUGGUACCUUCAGAGGGAGAAAUGGUGCAGACGUCAAAUGCAUUUGCUCAGCAUGAUUUGUCAAUUCCAGGAGUGCGGUCCUCAAAUGCAGUUUCUCUAUCACAGCCUGCUGAAGUUGGAAAGGCAAAUGGGAAUCCAUCUGUUAAAAUUCCUCGACUUCAGAAUCCAGUGAUUGAUGGAAUUGCUGCUCUUGACAAAAGCAGGUUGCGAAAAGCAACUGAACGAGUUUUGUCUCAGAUUGCACCAAAGGUAGAUGAAAGAGAUUCAUUGCUGGAACAAAUACGAACAAAGUCCUUCAACUUGAAGCCUGCUGUGGUGACAAGACCCAGCAUUCAGGGUCCCAAAACCAACUUGAAGGUUGCAGCAAUCUUGGAGAAAGCAAAUGCAAUUCGCCAGGCAUUUGCUGGAAGUGAUGAAGGUGAUGAAGAUAGUUGGAGUGACUCUUGAAGACAGCUGCCCUGUAUGAUGGCAUCAUAUCUUAUACAGUCCCAUAUCAAUUUCCCCCCUUGAAUGAAUACGAUUGGCUGCGAUUCUUUCCUCUUUCUCAAUUUUCAUGUAUUAUACUCCCCUCUUCCCUCUCUCUCUUACACAACAAAGAUGUUCCACCAUCACCUUUCUCUGCUAUACCUUCAGAAAUCCAGUGUGAGGUCAAAAUGCAUACACAAGAGCAAGUUAGGAGGUUUCAGCACUCCGUACCAGUCAAAUGUUUAAUUAGCUUGAGAACUUGUAAGGUGUAAAUUGAUUUUGAGGUGGUAUAGGUUUUGGUAUGAAGUCUGUUACUUGUGCAGUUUUCCAGUCCUGUAGGUAUUAUGCUUUCUAAUGAGACUUUCUGGCCAUCUUUUUGUCUUUGGCUCAAUGGCUCAUACAAGUUGUCCGUUGUCCGUAGAAUUGUCAAGGAUGUGUGAUUUUAUUUUAGCAAGGUUCGUCAAUUCUGGGAUUAUUAGAAGCAAAUGCUUGCAAAAGAGUAUCAGAUUAUUGUCAAGAUUACACAAAGC
Messenger RNA from Rubroshorea leprosula, 4868 nucleotides. The record is from the annotation of a GenBank genome assembly. Lineage: Eukaryota; Viridiplantae; Streptophyta; Magnoliopsida; Malvales; Dipterocarpaceae.